Molecule: messenger RNA, 900 nt
Organism: Rhagoletis zephyria (snowberry fruit fly)
Lineage: Eukaryota; Metazoa; Arthropoda; Insecta; Diptera; Tephritidae
Cellular component (GO): nucleus
Source: RefSeq, a predicted model, not a curated record
UAGUAAAUUAUAUGUGCUUAUUAUGUUUUCUAACAGAAGUCGUACCACAAACCGAGAACAAUUCGCUUUAAUGGCUGAACGGAUGAAGCUCAACGGGGGCAUUGCCAAAAGUAUGUCCAAUGAGCCACCAGAGGUAGUAUCCGUGUUCUGGACAUCACUUAGCACGGACUUAAAUGCGUUAGGACCUCCAACAAAGUCCCUUGCCGAGUGGAAAAAAGUAUGGUCAGAUUUUAAAUCCUCCAUAAAGAAAAAAUUGUCUAACAACCGAAUACAAAUGCGAGCAACAGGUGGAGGUCCAAAUAGGGAGGUACAAUUGACUGCUUUGGAAGAGGAAGUUGCGCAGCUGGUGAAUAUUUAUGACGCCGUUGCGGGAGUCUCCGGCAGGCACUGUGGUACGCCACAAGGCCCAUCUCGUGGUAGCCACACAGACAGCGCAGCUUCCGAGCCAUCUACCAGUGGUGCAGUAAACAGGGAAGAAGCUGAUAAUAUGGAAAAUGCUGAAAAUUCAAAUGGAAACAGUUCUUCACCUACGUCUCCGCAACCCCAACAGAGAGUGCCACAAAGGAGAACCCAAUUGACGCUCCUUAAAACUCAGUUGGAUAUGCAAAAAAAAUAUUACGACAACGUCGUAUGUAAUUUAAAAAGUCAAAAAAGAAAAAUGGAAGAUGUAGCAAAUAAUUUAAAAAAAAUGCAAAAAACAAUGAGCAGUCUCAACAACAACGUUGAGGGUAUGCGCUCCAUACUAGGGAACUUAGUUGCCGAGACAAAAAGACAUAAUUUGGUAACGGAACAAUUAUUGCGGCACAAGACCAAAGUUAAGGAGCAACUUUUAGAAUUGGAGAUACAGGGAGUGAAAAAUGCGCUAAAGAAGUAGUAGAUAUAGUUUAAGUUUAGCUAUGA